This is a messenger RNA of Aphanomyces invadans, 1016 nucleotides long. RefSeq lists its product as hypothetical. Bases 47 to 967 code for a protein of 306 amino acids. Lineage: Eukaryota; Oomycota; Saprolegniomycetes; Saprolegniales; Verrucalvaceae. Gene Ontology annotation, cellular component: cytoplasm; protein farnesyltransferase complex; CAAX-protein geranylgeranyltransferase complex. Gene Ontology annotation, biological process: protein geranylgeranylation; protein farnesylation. The record is from RefSeq and is a predicted model, not a curated record. Gene Ontology annotation, molecular function: protein farnesyltransferase activity; CAAX-protein geranylgeranyltransferase activity. The transcript has 5 exons.
GUUUUACCGACUGCCAUCAACCCCAGAAACUUCCAGCAGCAGCAGGAUGGACGAUUUCUCGCUGACGAGCCCAGUGUGGGCUGAUGUGACACGUGUGCCGCAAGACGAUGGACCAAACCCGGCGGCCCCCAUUAGCUAUUCAAAGCACUUCCAAGAAGUGAUGGAUCUGUUCCGCGCGGUGCUCUUGCUGGACGAGCACAGCGAACGCACGUUAGUACUGUCCACGGCGGCCAUUGAGUGCAACGCCGCCAACUACACGGCUUGGCACUUUCGCAGAAAGGUGUUGGCGUCACUCAACGCUGACCUGUAUGACGAACUUGAAUUCACGAGGCAACAUGCGCUAGAAUCGCCCAAGAACUACCAGAUCUGGCACCACCGCCGCGAAAUUGUCGAACGGCUGCAGGACAGCUCGCUCGAGCUAGCGUUCGUCGGAGAAGCGUUGACGGACGACCAGAAGAACUACCACGCAUGGUCGUACCGCCAGUGGGUAGUCAAGCAUUUCUCGCUCUGGGAUGGCGAACUUGCCUUCGUCGACGAGAUGCUGCUGCUCGAUAUGCGCAACAACUCGGCGUGGAACCAUCGGUGGUUUGCCAUUCACCACAUGCACGCCCGUGACGUGCCCGCGGACAUCCGCGCUCGGGAAAUUCAAGUUGCCGUCUCGUAUAUUCGCCGCGCGCCGCACAACGAAAGUCCAUGGAACUACCUGCGCGGGUACCUCCGGUCGAGCCACGACAUCGACGUCGCACCGAUUCACCGCAUGGCCGAAGAAAUCUACGCCGAACACCCCACGACUUGCAUCUUUGCCGCGAAUCUCCUCGUGGAUCUGCAUGUGGCAGCGAGCACCCCCGACAGCCUCGACAAAGCCAAGGAGAUUUUGCACGCGCUCGCAGCCACGGAUCCGAUCCGAGCGCCGUACUGGACGCACCGCCUCGACCGACUCCCCGCCGUCCGCGUCGACGCACAUUAGGACUCGAGAAGGUGCUGUUGUUAUACACUCGAUGGAUGCCCUGUUGCCA